GGCAAUCGAGGCACCGCACUAUGUCGCGGCAGACAAAUCCACUGCUACAUUUGGCAAAAAAACAGGGCAGUAUCGGUUCUGAUGUGGAUGUAAAAGUAGAUGUAGGUGUGUAUGUAGGAGAGAAGGUAGACGUGGAUGUAGAAGUGGAUGUAGGAGUAGAUGUAGGAGUUGAUGUAGGAGUGGAUGUUGAAGUGGAUGUAGAAGUGGAUGUGGGAGUGGAUGUAGGAGUCAAUGUAGAAGUGGAUGUAGAAGUGGAUGUGGGUGUGGAUGUAGGAGUGGAUGUAGGAGUGGAUGUAGAAGUGGAUGUAGAAGUGGAUGUAGGAGUGGAUAUGGGAGUGGAUGUAGGAGUGGAUGUAGGAGUAGAUGUAGGAGUGGAUGUAGAAGUUGAUGUAGAAGUGGAUGUAGGAGUAGAUGUAGGAGUGGAUGUAGGAGUGGAUGUAGAAGUGGAUGUGGGAGUGGAUGUAGGAGUGGAUGUAGGAGUGGAUGUAGAAGUGGAUGUAGAAGUGGAUGUAGAAGUGGAUGUAGGAGUAGAUGUAGGAGUGGAUGUAGGAGUGGAUGUAGAAGUGGAUGUAGAAGUGGAUGUAGGAGUGGAUGUAUGA
Messenger RNA from Candidula unifasciata, 599 nucleotides. The record is from the annotation of a GenBank genome assembly. Lineage: Eukaryota; Metazoa; Mollusca; Gastropoda; Stylommatophora; Geomitridae.